Ceratina calcarata is the source of this 519-nucleotide messenger RNA. RefSeq names its product NADH dehydrogenase (ubiquinone) B14 subunit (gene ND-B14). NCBI's taxonomy places the organism in Eukaryota, Metazoa, Arthropoda, Insecta, Hymenoptera, Apidae. The transcript has 3 exons. The coding region runs from base 36 to 404 and encodes 122 amino acids. The record is from RefSeq and is a predicted model, not a curated record. Gene Ontology annotation, biological process: response to oxidative stress. Gene Ontology annotation, cellular component: respiratory chain complex I.
CUGUCCUUAUCGGUCCUUAUACAGUAUCGUGAAAUAUGGCUGCUCCGGUGAGAACAACUGUGAAACAAGUGAAACCAAUUUUAUCACUGACUCCUAUCGAAGCUCGCAGGAGAGUGAUAACUUUGUAUAAAGCAUGGUAUCGUCAAAUUCCAUUCAUCCAAUAUAAUUAUGACCUUCCAAAGACAUCAGAAGAUUGUAAGAAGAAGUUGAGAGAAGAAUUUGAACGUUAUGCUAAUGUGCAAGAUAUAAGAGUCAUUGAUUCAUUACUAAUUAGGGGACAAAUGGAACUUCAAGAAGUCACGGCUAAGUGGAAACCACCUUGCACGCUAUUAAAUUAUUGGAAAGAUACGACAGAACCUAGACCGAAAGAUUUUAUGUCCAAAUUCAUCUCAGGAAAGGAUUAAACCUCGUGAUCUUAGAAAAUGAAAGCAGUAAUAUGUAGAAUUAAUUAUUCGUAAGUUCAGCGAAGAGUCCUUACAUAUAUUUACGUUAUCUAAAGAAAUAAAUUUGUGAAAAGGG